Miscanthus lutarioriparius is the source of this 2730-nucleotide messenger RNA. Lineage: Eukaryota; Viridiplantae; Streptophyta; Magnoliopsida; Poales; Poaceae. The record is from the annotation of a GenBank genome assembly.
AUGUCGACGACUCCUCGCGCUCGCGGCCGGUCGUCCCACCGCCGCGCCCGGUGCAGGUGCUUAGGCGGCAACAAAGGGGAACGCAGCACGCCGUGCUGCUCCUUCAACCCGCUGAGGUCCCUCUUCCGCUGCCCCGGCCGAGACCGUAGCCGUAGCCGCAGCCGCAGCAAGCAUGGGCAGCGGACACCGUCGAAGGUCCGUGAUGCGCUGACGAUGGCCGCCGGAGCGCAGCAGCAAACCCAGGAGGAGGAGCCUUCUUUCUUCGUGUACGCCAUGCCGAACCAUAGCGGCUUCGGCGCCACCGACGAGCACAAGAAGAAGAAGAAGCACCGGAAACCGCGCAUGCCGUCCUUCGGCCCGUGCUUCCACAGGAAGAAGAAGGAGCGGAGGCAGGCCAAAGCCGCGGCCACGGUGAGCGCCCCGCGGCGCCUGGCGCUCACGCCUGCUGUGUCGCUGCUGACACAUCCGCCUGGCUCCCCUGCGUCGGAGAAAGUGCAGGUGCAGGCCGCGACGACCCCUUCUGUGACGCAGCCACCUUCUCCUACGCCUACGGAGGACGGCAGCACCACCGUCAACUCGCCAGCGCCGACAGGACGACAACCGGCCACGGCGAGGUCGGUCAAGCACUCGACGGACUCGACGCGGUCACCUUUCGCGCCGCAGAUGCAGCAGCAGCAGCCGAAGCAGGUGGAGGGGCUGGAGAUCGUCGAGGUGGCGACGGGCGAGCGGCUGUCGACGCACGAAUUGGGCCUCAUCGAGAUGGUGGGCAGCUCAACUGACAACUCCGCAGAGUCCUCCGUGAAGUCAUCGCUAGACUACGUCAACGAGCCACCACUGCCAGCCAAGCGGACGGUGGUGGAGCGGGAAGCUGCGGCGGUGCCGGUGAAGAUUAAGGAGGUUCCGCCGAAGCUGUGGCUCAACGGCAAAUCGGCCGAGUCCCGAGCACGGGAACGGUUCUCCGAGCCUCUUGUGGCUGCGGCGGCCGAGGAACUGUGGACGCACGACGUCGCGUGCAGCCACGUGCACGCCGUCAUGCUCGCCGAAACGGUCAUAGCCUCCCGUAGUCGCGUGGUCAGCCUCUGUGGAGUGUCCCCAGCACAAUCGCCAAAAGCCCAAAAGCCACCAAGCCACCACCUACGCCGCCGCGCCGCCGCAUCAAACAACGGCGGGACGACGCCUAUGGCAUUCACCUCCCAAUCCCUAAUCUUCCGAGCGCCCGCCUCGCCUCCUUGUGCUCGCAUAGCCCCUUCGGUCGGUCGCGUCACCUUCCGGGACCACCGCGCCGCCUUCCCGCCCGUCCCGGCGGCCUCCACCUCGAUGGCGUCCUCGGAGGGCGAAGAUAAGAGGGAAGCCAAGCUUUGGGGCGGGCGGUUCGAGGAGGGCGUCACCGACGCCGUGGAGCGCUUCACGGAGUCCAUAUCCUACGACUGGCAGCUCUACAAGUACGACAUCAUGGGCAGCAAGGCCCACGCCUCCAUGCUCGCCGGCCAGGGUUUGAUAACAGCUACUGAUAGGGAUAUCAUCUUAGAGGGGCUUGAUCAGAUAGAGAAGCUGAUCCAAGAAGGCAAAUUUGAGUGGAGGAAGGACCGGGAGGACGUGCAUAUGAACAUUGAAGCAGCUCUGAUUGAGAGGGUUGGUGAGCCAGCCAAGAAGUUGCAUACCGCUAGGAGCCGCAAUGACCAAAUUGUGACAGAUCUAAGGCUAUGGUGCCGUGAUGCUAUUGACAAGAUUUUGAUUCGUAUCAAGCAGUUUCAGGUGUCUCUGGUUAUUUUGGCUUCAAAAUAUGUUGACUUAAUAGUCCCGGGUUAUACUCAUCUGCAAAGGGCACAACCUGUUCUGCUGCCACAUCUUCUCUUAUCAUAUGUUGAACAGUUGGAGCGUGAUGCUGGUCGGCUGGUCAACUGCAGGGAGCGAGUGAAUUUCUGCCCUCUUGGUGCUUGUGCUUUGGCUGGAACUGGACUUCCCAUUGAUAGGUUCCAAACUGCUAAAGAUUUGAAAUUUACGGCUCCAAUGAAGAAUAGCAUUGAUGCAGUAUCAGACCGUGACUUUGUACUAGAGUUUCUUGCUGCCAAUUCAAUUGCUGCUGUUCAUCUUUCGCGAAUUGGUGAAGAAUGGGUUCUUUGGGCGUCAGAGGAAUUUGGGUUCCUGACACCAAGUGACAAAGUUUCAACAGGAAGCAGCAUUAUGCCCCAGAAGAAAAAUCCGGAUCCAAUGGAGCUUGUUCGUGGGAAAUCUGCUAGGGUUGUUGGAGACCUCAUGACUGUUCUAACCCUCUGUAAAGGCCUUCCACAGGCCUACAACCGUGACCUUCAGGAAGACAAGGAACCCUUGUUUGAUAGUGUGAAAGCUGUAUUAGGAAUGCUUGAAGUAUGCACGGAGUUUGCUCAAAAUAUCUCUUUUAAUUCGAAAAGAAUACAAAGUUCCCUUCCAACUGGUUAUCUGGAUGCAACGACGCUGGCGGAUUAUCUUGUGAAGAAGGGAGUUCCUUUCAGAACUUCUCACGAGAUAGUUGGAAGGUCUGUUGCUCUAUGCGUCUACAAGCAGUGUCAGCUAGCUGAGCUUGAAUUGGAUGACCUAAAAUCUGUCCAUCCUGUAUUUGAGGGCGACGUCUAUGAAUACCUGGGGGUUGAAAACGCUGUAAACAAGUUCAUAUCCUUUGGCUCUACUGGUUCAGAACAAGUAAAGAAGCAGCUUGAGGAUUGGCGCAUCCAGCUCGGGAUCAGCUCAUAA